This is a messenger RNA of Asparagus officinalis (garden asparagus), 1482 nucleotides long. Its product is annotated as D-amino-acid transaminase, chloroplastic-like. Gene Ontology annotation, molecular function: 4-amino-4-deoxychorismate lyase activity; pyridoxal phosphate binding. Lineage: Eukaryota; Viridiplantae; Streptophyta; Magnoliopsida; Asparagales; Asparagaceae. The transcript has 6 exons. Gene Ontology annotation, biological process: folic acid biosynthetic process. The record is from RefSeq and is a predicted model, not a curated record. The coding region runs from base 114 to 1280 and encodes 388 amino acids.
UAAAAAAAUCGUUUCGGAUCUGAUACGAAAGCUCCCUAUUACUUACUCUUCUUCUUCUUCUUCUUCAAUCCCAACGAAAGAAUUCUCACCGAAACUCAACUCCUGUCUCGCACAUGGCUCUUCCUUCGUCCUUUCUCGUCGAACCCAUCUCGGGGAAUCCGAAACCGACCCAAGUUAUGAGUCCUGCGUUUCGUAGCGUCUCGGGUCCUAGUAUCGUUUCGGUGAUACGAGCUAGAUCGCUGAGAAAUAUUGUUAAGUGUGGUGCUACUGCCAAUUACCAGGUAGAGAAUGGUAUUGGAUCAGUUGUUGUUCCUGUUUUAUCUGCUGCUGGGGUUGCGGAAGAGCUUAAGGUAUUUCAGGAAAACAAAACUAGCAACCAGGAAUACUUGGCUAUGUAUUCGAGCAUCGUUGGUGGAAUUACUACAGAUCCUGCUGCCAUGGUCAUUCCCAUUGAUGAUCAUAUGGUUCAUAGAGGACAUGGUGUUUUCGAUACAGCUGCUAUAAUGGAUGGACAUCUCUAUGAGCUAGAUCAACAUGUGGACCGAUUCCUGCGAUCUGCAUCAAUGGCCAAAAUCCGCCUUCCAUUCGACCGUGCUACUAUAAAAUCCAUUCUAAUUCAGACAGUGGCCGCCUCAAAUUGCACUCUCGGCUCUUUGCGCUAUUGGCUCUCUGCUGGCCCUGGAGACUUUUACCUCUCCCCCGCUGGCUGUCCUCAACCCGCACUCUAUGCCAUUGUGACCCAAAUCCGAAAGCCCCCAGAGUUUAAAGGCACGAAAGUAGUAACCUCUUCGAUACCGAUAAAAUCACCUCAAUUUGCCACCAUGAAGAAUGUGAACUAUCUCCCAAAUGUGUUGUCCAAAAUGGAAGCCGAGGAGAAUGGAGCUUUUGCUGCUAUUUGGUUAGAUGAUGAAGGAUACGUUGCUGAGGGCCCUAAUAUGAAUGUGGGAUUUGUGACAAAGGAAAGGGAGUUCAUCGUACCAAGAUUUGAGAAGAUUUUAAGUGGGUGCACGAUAAAAAGAGUGUUGGCACUUGCUGAGAAGUUAGUGAAGGAAGGAAGGCUUACUGGUAUUAGUGUGAGGGAUGUGACCGUUGAUGAAGGGAAAAAUGCGGACGAGAUGAUGCUCAUUGGAAGCGGGAUUUUGGUGAAGCCAGUGUUGGAGUGGGAUGAUCAAAUCAUUGGUGAUGGAAAAGAAGGACCAGUGGCUGAAGCUUUUUUCAAUUUCAUCAUGGAUGACAUGAAAUCGGGUCCAUCUACAGUCCGAAUACCCGUUCCGUACUGAACUUAUCUCCUCCUCAGAUAUCUCCCCCUCAGAUAAACCUUUAGAGGAUGCUCAUUCUCAAAAUUCUUCUCAGGUUUCGGAGGGCUCCCCUUUUUGUAUCUCAGUAUGUUGUAUCUCAAAACUCAAAAGGUCAUGUUAUACACUUCUCUAUCUUACAACUGUUCUUACCUUUGAUGAAGAAUUCAACUUGAAUACAGUUAAA